AUGGCCUCCAAGGCGAGCAAGAGGAAGGAGCUGCUGAGCCGCAGCAGCUCCGGCUUCCUGGGCGCGCCCAGCAGAGAGAGGAAUAUGUCUUUCCAAACAGGUACAAGCAGUGAGUCAAAGAAAGGAAAAGUUCCCAUUUGGCCAGAAUGGAAUGAAGCAGAAAUCAACGCAGAAAAAUGGGAUGCAGGAAAACCUGGAAAAGAUAAAGAAAAAUCUCGAAGAAGUCCUAUUUUACCUAUCUUUGAGGAUCCUGAAGGGAAAAUAGAAUUGCCUUUAUCCUUAAAAGUGAAUUCAUGGAAACGUCCAAGUGAAUUUUUAACAAAUAAGGUUCCUACCGUAGUCAAAAAUGAAACCACAUUUGACCUUUUUUCAGCAAAUGAGCAUAUAUUUUGUAGCGAGCUGAUGAGGUGGAUUAUAAGUGAAAUUUGUUUAGUUUGGAGGAUAUGUAAUGAAAAGUUUACAACUGGUGAAGCAUCCACACUUUUUUGGAAACCAUGGGAACAUAUUUAUGCCUUAUGUAAAGCUACUAGCGAACACAUGCCACUGUACAAUAGCUAUGGAAAAUAUAUAGUGAAACUUUAUUGGAUGGGAUGCUGGAGAAAGAUCACUGUGGAUGACACUAUGCCUUUCAAUGAAGAUGAUAAUUUGUUACUACCAGCUACAACCUGUGAAACUGAACUUUGGCCAAUGCUGCUGUCCAAAGCUAUCAUUAAGCUUGCAAAUACAGAUGUACGUGAAAGUGGAAAAAGAGAGCUAGAGGAAUUUACAGUUUUACAUGCACUGACUGGAUGGAUACCAGAACUUAUUCCUAUCCAGUCUAGUAACAUGGAUAAAGUUUGGGACUUUUUGAAAGAGAUUGUGCCAGAAUUCAAGCUGCCAAAUGGGGAAUCUCCAGAACUUGAAACAUCUGAGCCACAAAUAAAACCUAAAGAGACCAAAACUUUUGAGUUAAAAAAUGAAAUUUCACCUGGGAAUAAGCAGUCAGAGAAACCUGAGAAAGCAGAGAAGGCUGAUAAAACGGGCAAAGCAGAGCAGAAAGAAAUUGGAAAGAAGAGAAGCAGAGAUGGAGAAAAAGAAAAACACAAGUCAUCACUUCAGUCCUCACGAGUCUCAUCAGAUGCCCAAAGCUCCCUCCAAACCUUGACUGAGGAUUCCUUAGUGUCAACCCAGCCACAAAUGAUCGUGUAUGCUAGCUGUAUACCACUAAAUGUGUUUGAAGAGAAGAUUUUUACAUUAGGCCAGAUGGCUGAUUCUUCAGAGAAGCUGAGGCAAUAUGGACUUUCCCACCUAUAUAGCCAUCCUGUCCUGAUUACUAGAACUAGGUCCUGCCCUUUGGUAGCACCACCACAGUCGCCACAGGUUCCUCGCUGGAAACGUUUCCGCCAGAAAAAAGAAACUAUCGUGACAUCUGAACCACAAGAACCUAUAAUAAAGAAACCUGAAGAACAUGUUGAGAUUGCUAGUGCAUUUUUGAAUUAUAAAAUCGACAUUCUUACAAUGCCAACAGAUAUAAAAAAAUGUCACUUUCCAAGGACUACCAUGAAAAGAAGUAUUCCCUCCGUAUGCCUUUUCCCUUCUCUUACUGAAGAAGAAGAAAAUGAUAUUACUGUGGAUAUGAAUCAAAAUAUGAGACAUGUAAAAGCAGAAGAUAAUAAGGAGACCCCCUUCCAGCAGCAUAAUGCAGAGAAGCCUGAGAAAGAAGAAUUACAUGAGAAUAUGACUUUUGAAGCAUCACAAACAUCACAAAUAGCUGAUACUGGUAUUAACUGCCAGAUGGUGAAUAAAUCAAAGGCAAAAACUGAGUUAGAAAAGAAUUCUGUUUCCAAGGAAACUUGGAUUAGCUUUGAAGACUUCUGUAUUUGUUUCCAGAACCUGCAUGUUUUCCACAAACCACAUACAUAUGCUUAUAACUAUCAGAAGGCAGAUUUUAAGUGUGCUGAUGAUCGAGUCUUCUAUUACUUAUUUGUGGAUAGCCUGAAACCCAUUGAAAUCCUGAUCAGCUUUUCUGCAUUAGUACGCUGGGGUGACUUUGGAGCAUCUACACAAGGAGAAGGCUGUGAUAUUUCAAAAGGAGUACUAAUGGUGGAACAUUUCUCUUGGAAACGUGUGGCUCUUGGUCAACUUCUGUUAAAAAUGCACACAUAUGCAACCAAGGCUACUGUGUUAAAUCUUCCUGCUGGGCGGCAUGUGUUGCUCUUCACUGUAAGUUCUCCCAUAGGACAUCAUCUUCAUCUGUGUAGCAUGGUGCCAUGUGUCUUUGGAGAAGAAGAUACUGUGAUGUCAAGUCUUGAAAAGGAGAGCUACCGGUUUAUAGAACAGGCUACAGCUAUCCUGAAAGCUAUUGGAAACGUGAUAAAAACAUUCAGCAGUAAGCUUGAACUUCCUAGAGCUCUGAAGGGGUUGGAACUGACACACGGUCCUCCUGGCAUCCAGGGUACGAGAACAGUUGAAGAACACAUCAAGGUUUUCAAUAAUGCAUUUUGGUGUUUAAUCAAACAUGUAUUAGCCAACAAAGUUCCUUCCAGUUACCGAUUUGCUUUCAGAUCCUUCACUUUGGAUUUUAAAACCAUUGAGAUUUCUGAGGAUGACAGUGUGUCUUCAGAGACUUUUGACACAUCUUGCCUUAGUAGCUGGCAUAACAGAAUUCCCACUUCUGAGGAAGAAGCAGCAGCACUCAAACUUCAAGCUAAUUGGAGGGGAACCUAUGUUAGGAAAGUGAUAAAAGGCAGAAAACCAGGCACUAAAGAAAAUGCGAACGUCAAAGAAACCUUGAAAAAAUUGUGGGCUCUGAUUGAGUUAAAUUCUGAACAGUGUGCUAUAAUGUUGUUGAGAGAAAUGUUUAAAAGUAACUGUAGUUCAAUUGAAAAGUUUCCAUGUUAUGAAGAUGAAUGGUCCAAGAUCUCAUUUACUGACUAUGUUGUAACGUAUGCUGAUCAGCCACCAAAUGUUUGGUUUGUGGUUUUUAGAGAGACAUUUUAUGUUCCAGAAGACAUGCUUAUAGUGCCAAAGAUGUAUACAUCUAUCCCUACCUGUAGACUCCAUGUAAUUGAUAAUGACACACUAGAGGAAAUGCCACAUGUCUUUUUCAAAGUGGCACCUCGCAUUUAUCGCAAGAAUAAGAAAGGAUAUACGUUUAUGGCUGAAGCACAUACUGGUGACUUGCAUAUGGCAUCUGGGAAAUGGAGGCUCCGGCUCAUUGGAUCCCACAGUCCUCUCCCUUUCCUCUCUCGUGAGGCUAUAAACAACUUGUAUUCUACUAAAGAAAUUAAAGAGUAUUACAUACCCAAUGACAAGCAUGUAAUGUUCAGGUAUUCAGUAAAAGUCACAGCAUCACAUAUUGCUACUGUGCAAGUACAAACUUCUAAAUCUGAUGUGCUCAUUAAACUACAAGUCCUAGAUAAUGAGGAAGAAAUUGUGAGUGCCAUUGGAAAGGGACAUGUAGUCAUCCCUGCUUUUAAUUUCUUGAGUAAUGAAAGGUAUUUGAAUUCCUCAGCAAGCAAAGCCCAGCUUAUUCACAGUACUACAAAGAAAGAAGCAGAAACUGGAAUAUCCAAAAAACGAAGUUAUGUUGCGUCUCCCAAGACUACCAAAACUUCUCUAAAGCCAGGACUUGUACAAGAAGGUCCACAUAUAUUAGAUGAUGAAUCUUUUCUGACAAGCUUUGAAAAGAGAAAUGGAAGUCCACAGCUACUUCACAAGUAUAUUAUACAAGCAUUAGUGUUACAUAAUAGUUGGCCACUGACUGAGAGUGAGUUUCUGUUUGUUCAGGAGUGGAAAGAAAUGGAGAAAAAUGAAACCAAAGGACAAAAAUCCACAAGUACUCCUAAAACCAACAAAAAACAAAAAGAUAGAGCAACUGAGAAGACAGAAAAAGAAAAAUGGAAUAAAGACAAAGGAUCACCUGCAUCUCAAUCUGAAUCUCAGCAAGCUGCUUCAAGCAGACCAUACUGGACUCUGCGCCUAGUUAGUGAACAGAAAGAGGCAGAAGUUCUGGAAGUGAAGAAGGACACUGAGAGAGCAGAUGAGAUCAAAGCCAUGAAACAAGCAUGGGAGUCUGCAGAGCCAGGAAGAGCAGUCAAGGCUUUUCAGGAACGCAUACAGUUUAUUAAUAAGUAUGCUGUGAAAAGUUCAGAGGAACCCAUAGCUGAGACUGAGAUCAAAAGUUUAUCACCUAGUCCAGGAGAAAGAGAUUCUCUUACCACUGGAAAAAAAACAUCACAACCAAUUAUAGACUCAACCUUACAAAUGCAACAAAAAGAAUGGGAGCCUAUAGAUUAUAGUGUCUACAUGAGAAAAACAUUGUCUGAGGCUAUUCUAAGAACUGAGUCUGUCAUUCAGCAGCAAGAGAUCCAUAAAGCAGAAAAAAUCAACCAUUUUAGAGAACUUCGAGAGCUGGCUUUGGAAGAAAGGAAAAAAGAACUAAAUUCUAGAACUUUACUGAAGCAGAAUAUACUUGAAAUGUAUGAGAAUCUGCAGGCAUCCUUAGAUGAAACGCGAGGCCGAAUUCUCACUGUUCGGGACGCCUACAGAAGUCAGCUACUCGAGGCUGAGCUCAGCAAACAAGAAGCACUGGCAGCCGGUGAAGCAGCCCUGCAAGCAGAGCAAGAGAAGAAAAGCCAGGAUGCCCAAAAGAAAAAAAAAAUGACUCUCUUCAGAGCAACACCAGAGAAAUGGCUGCAGACAGGCAUAUUUACCUGGUAUCUAAUGACUUCAGAAAAACAAGGUGUUUUUGUAGGAUGCAUCUCAGAGGAAGACAAAGGAAAGAAGAAGAAAGUCAAGGAAAAAGAGAAGACAGUCUGCAUGGUAGUGAGACUAGCAUAA
Nothoprocta perdicaria is the source of this 4821-nucleotide messenger RNA. It is a transcript of the gene ADGB, whose product is annotated as androglobin. Gene Ontology annotation, biological process: proteolysis. The record is from RefSeq and is a predicted model, not a curated record. The transcript has 38 exons. Gene Ontology annotation, molecular function: protein binding; oxygen binding; heme binding. Lineage: Eukaryota; Metazoa; Chordata; Aves; Tinamiformes; Tinamidae. Bases 1 to 4821 code for a protein of 1606 amino acids.